GGUGAGGGGUCGGGGGUAACGGACUGAUUUCUGGAAUUUCUCGAGAAACUCAUGAGCAUGCGCCUUAUCGGUUCUGGAAACAUUUCCCUGCAUUGUAGCGACCGCAGCUAGAACAGGGCCAAAGGCCUGUCCUGUGGUUCCCUCCUUGCUGGCCAUCGUCGAUUGGAGUGGGAUGUUUUGGUUGAGGGAGAAUAAGAAACGGAGAUGAGGGGUCAGCCAGGCCGGAGGCUUAACACCUAUGGAGUACAGUCAUGAAUACUCAUUAAAUAACCCCUAAAGAAGGUAUGCAAGGAGAGGCCCAGGCACAAGAAAAAUCAUUCAAUAGUGGUGGAUGGGGAAAUCGGGUGAAUGACCGUAUAGUAGAGGUGGGAUGUGGUGACGCCUGAACCCAAAGGGAAAAGUUGGUGAGCCGCAGCGAAGUCCCGAAGCGGUUUGAAUCCGCCAGAGUUAAGCUCUCUCUCUUCCUUCUCUCAUCUUGCCCGCCAGCACUAAACCAACCUCCAACAUCCGCGCAAACCAUCAUAAUAGCUUUCUACCAGUCGCUUGAGUACGGCUCAUCGAUCGCUCCUCCUAUUUGAACCCGUCCCUUAUUUCACUCAUCGCGUAUCAUCAUGGCUGGUCGUGGAGGCGGUGGAGGUGGUCGCAAGACCUUGCUCGCGCCGAUUCAUUUUAUUUUCAAGCUUCUUCAACAGCGCUCCACCGUUUCUAUUUGGCUCUAUGAGCAAUUGGCUUUUCGUAUAGAAGGCAAGAUUAGGGGAUUCGAUGAGUUUAUGAACCUCGUCGUUGAUGAUGCGGUGGAGGUCAGGCUGGCUACAAAGACCGAAGAAGAGAAGCGCCGGCCUCUAGGCCAAAUCCUACUUAAGGGAGAUAACGUCUCACUCAUCCAAGCCGUUCAGUGAUCAUAGAGGCCGCAGGAAGCAUACGGAAAAGAAAUUUCAAAAAUGUUUUGCCAGGCUACGACAAUAUCUAUUUCUCUUUAAUCAUGUCUU
Messenger RNA from Aspergillus pseudotamarii, 989 nucleotides. RefSeq names its product small nuclear ribonucleoprotein E. Bases 612 to 899 code for a protein of 95 amino acids. Gene Ontology annotation, cellular component: U2 snRNP; U5 snRNP; U4 snRNP. Gene Ontology annotation, biological process: spliceosomal snRNP assembly; mRNA splicing, via spliceosome. Lineage: Eukaryota; Fungi; Ascomycota; Eurotiomycetes; Eurotiales; Aspergillaceae. Gene Ontology annotation, molecular function: RNA binding. The transcript has 3 exons. The record is from RefSeq and is a predicted model, not a curated record.